Paramecium sonneborni is the source of this 1222-nucleotide messenger RNA. The record is from the annotation of a GenBank genome assembly. NCBI's taxonomy places the organism in Eukaryota, Ciliophora, Oligohymenophorea, Peniculida, Parameciidae.
AAAAUAAAUAUAUUCUAAAAAUAUAUGAUGAACAUCCAACAGUAUCAAAAUUACUUCCCAUAUGUAAAUGAAGCAUAAGUAUAAUUCUAAGGGGAUAUAGAAUAAGCAAGUAUAAUUAUAAUUUUAUGAAUUCAGAAUAGAGCUAAGGUUCAAAUUAUAAUGAGUUUAAUAUAAUUCAAUAGAAUUUUUAUGCAGCAACAUUUCCUCCUUAUUAAUUUGAGUUUGUAUAAGAUCAUGAGAUACCAAGUCAAAUAAAAAAUAAAAAAAAUAAAAAACAUAAGUAAUUGAUUUUAAUGUAAUUGUAAAAGGAAUAACGAUUAAAAGGGGUUGCUACCAAAGACUUUAGAAUCAGACAAGUAGUUUGUAGAAGAUCAAUAACAAUUAGUAAUUUAGCCAGAUUAGAUGUACAAUAUUAGAUUCAUAAUUUUAGUAUGAAACAACCAUAUCCAGUAUUCCAUUACACUUAAGGAAAUCCUAUGCCUAAACUUCAAUCAGACAUUGUUUCUAAUCCACAUUAGGAUGGUUAAGGUUCUUAAGAGGGUUCUUAAUAGACUUAAAAAUAGAAAGGACAACAUUGUCAAAUAAAAAAACCUAAGAAAGAAAACAUAAAUACUGGACAUUGGUCAACUGAUGAACAUUCAACAUAUAUAUCCUUUUUAUAGUAAUAUGAGGAUAUAAUGACAUCUUCUAUGAUGAAGAAAACAUCAAAAAUAUUCAAAUAAAUGAGUGAAUUAAUUGGAACAAGAACACCAAGUUAAUGUAGAAGUCAUCAUUAGAAAUUUAAUCCUUAUGCUUUAAGAGGAGAAAAUGGAAAACGUUUACCAAGAGCUGAAAGAAGUAGAGCAGGAAGAAAAAAGAAGAAUCCUUAAACUGAUUUACCAAAAGCAUGUAAUAAUUAUAUUGUAUUAUUAAAGAAGAAGCAAAUAUGAUGCCAAAUUAUGAGACACAUGAUCCUUAUUAUUAUAUGAUGUUGGAAUAACAUAAAUAUUAUUAUUCUAAUCUUUCAUAAGAAUUAUGGAAUUAAUAACAUGAAAUUGAAUAACAUCCAAGUAUAAAAAAGGAAGAAGAAAAUGACUUCAUUAAUAAUCCUCAUUUUUAAUAACUUCAAUAAGAAUAUGAAGAAUGUUUAAAAUAUAAUUUACCUUUUAUUUAAAGAAAUGGAAUCUAAUCAGAUUACAAUUUUGAUGCUAGAAACCAAGCCCUAAACGAUUUAUUAAUAUGA